AGGCAGCAGCGCAUACCGGUCGACGUCAUUUCCUGCAACGGUGUGCUGACGGCUUUGGGUCGAGGAACUGCUUGGCAGCGUGCAACAGAGCUUUUGACAGAGAUGAGGCUGGAAGGAGCCAUGGCGUUGCCGUCUCCCAACGUGGUGUCCUUCAACGCCACGUUGUCCGCUGCAGCGCGAGGGGCUGAGUGGUCGCUAGCCCUUCAGCUCUUGAAGGAGAUGCAAAGUUCAUUUGUGUCUCCAGACAUCAUUUCGCUGGGGGCAUCCAUCAAUGCCUUCGAACCCAGCAGGUCUUGGCAACAGGUCUUAGAACUCAUAGAUGACUUCAUGACAAUGGCAAUUGCACCCGAUCUCCGGGCUUGGAAUGCGGCCAUGACCUGUUGCAUUCGUGGCGAAGUCUGGCAUCGGGCAGUGCAGAUGUUCAGCACCAUGGAGAAGCACCUGCUGAUGCCCAAUGAGGUCUCCUAUAACGCCCUGCUGAGUGCUUGCGAGCGCGGACAGCAUUGGGAGCCGGUUCUGCGGACCUUGGAGGAGAUGCGCAGGGCGGAGGUUGCGCCAGAUGUGGUGACGUUCAACACGAGCAUCAGCGCCCUACAAGGUCCACAAUGGGAGACAGCGCUGCAACUCUUCCACAGCGCUAGUUGUGAGGUUCAGCCCAACGCGGUGACAAUGGCUGCGUUGAUUGGUGCCUGUGGCGAGGGACUUCAAUGGCAAAGGUCCUUGGAUCUCUUCUGGUGCACAGAGCACUGGUGCUGUGAGGCACCCAACGAAGCUACCAUCGUCUCGGCCAUGGCAGCUUGUGGCUCCUGCAGUCAGUGGCGCGAGGCGCUGCAGCUCUUCGGCGAGCUUGAGCGGCAGCAGCUGCCACGGAACGUCGUUUCCUACUCAGCCGCCGUCGCGGCGUGUGCGAAGGCUUCUGAAGUCGGACAGGUGGAUCGGCUGAUGCAAGAGAUGACGAAUGCUUCCAUCGAAGGCAACGCGGUGACCUUCACCGCGCAGCUGACCGUGCAGCUGCGCAAUGGCUUGGCUUCGGCCUUGCGGCUGUUUGACAAAAUGCGACAGAAAGCCAUCACCGCCGAUGCCUUUGCCUUUGACUCCCUGGUGGGCGCCUGUCAGCGUGACGCCGCAUGGGCAGAGGCCCUUGGCUUGUUUCAGCAGUUGUGUGAUGAACAUGGACCCACGGUUUUAGCCUACAAUGCGACGCUGUCGGCCUGUGAGAAGGCCACCCAGUGGCCUACAGCCCUGGCCCUGCUGGAGCUACCAACAGAAUCGGUCCGAUCGGUCCGAAACGACGUGGCGGUGGAGCUGGCAGUAAUGGCCUGCGUCCGGGCUAAUCAGCCAGAGAUUGCCGCCAAGCUCUACCGUGGCACCGGCGCUAGCAGCGCGAACGGCGCUAGCGGCGUGCGCAGUGUGUCUGUGCGGCCGGGCUUCCUGGAAACGAAAGCAUCGGACCUGGUGACCUUUAAUGUGAGUGGCAAGAUCUACCAGUUGUUGCGUGAGCCCACGCUGAGUUUGCACCCGACUUCGCUGCUGACGCAGAUGGCGGAGGAGGAACCAACGGAACAACCAAUCUUCGUGGAAGGCGACCAAGAGCUUUUCAAGUUCGUGAUCGAUUACCAUCGUGACCGCAAGGUGAUUUUGCCGCUGACGGUCUCGCGCUCGGCGGUGCUGCGGGAGCUGCAUCGCUACGGCUUGGAGGUGCCCAAGGAGCGGAUCGUCGAGGACGAGGUGUGCUUCCCGUCGGUGAUGAGAAAAGUGACCGGUUGGAGUCAGACGCUCGGCGGACCUUCGGAAGGAUCCAGCCGGUUAAAAGGGGAUUUGGAUGAACUGAUGGCUAGGAAGAACCACCGCCGGAAGACGGAGACCCUGGCGGCGCUGCUGGGGUCGCUCUUCGCCGAUGCCGCCGUGGCCAAGGCGGCGCAGGAAACGGGGGAAGGCUUUCGCGUCUCCACCCGUGAAGUGGCAGACAUGAUGGGCGUCAACGAGCAUGACUCGGUCUACGCCCGACUCUUCCGCCACGUGCAAGUGUCGCAGCUGGAAGCGUCGGAUAGUUUGUUGGACUUCGCGAGUUCCUUUGGAUAUUCCUUCACCGUCUCUGAUCUGGCUGCAGGAUGGUUUGAUAUCGCUUUCAAGCCCAUCUGGUAG
Messenger RNA from Cladocopium goreaui, 2145 nucleotides. The record is from the annotation of a GenBank genome assembly. NCBI's taxonomy places the organism in Eukaryota, Dinophyceae, Suessiales, Symbiodiniaceae.